Messenger RNA from Penicillium bovifimosum, 1668 nucleotides. It is a transcript of the gene sld2, whose product is annotated as protein sld2. Gene Ontology annotation, cellular component: DNA replication preinitiation complex. The transcript is spliced from 2 exons. Gene Ontology annotation, molecular function: DNA replication origin binding; single-stranded DNA binding. The record is from RefSeq and is a predicted model, not a curated record. Bases 1 to 1668 code for a protein of 555 amino acids. NCBI's taxonomy places the organism in Eukaryota, Fungi, Ascomycota, Eurotiomycetes, Eurotiales, Aspergillaceae. Gene Ontology annotation, biological process: double-strand break repair via break-induced replication; DNA replication; DNA replication initiation.
AUGGCCGAUAUUGCUCAGACUUCCAGUGCUGAAGUUGCUGCCCAAGCUGUAAAUCUUCGCGCAGAAUUGAAGAAUUGGGAGAAAGCCUUCGCGUUGGACAAUGGGGGCCGGAAAGCUGGACGCAACGAUAUAAAACAAAAUGCGGAAAUCGCUGCCAAAUACAAAGAAUACGGCCGCCUAAAAGCCCUCGAAGCGUCCCUUAGCAGACAUGAGACCAGUCGACAAGACGCAUCUCAAAGUCACACCAAGAAGCGGAAGCAUGCAUCUCCCCCUGGUCGAGACAACGAAUUUCUCCAAGCAACGCCCCGCAAAUCAGCUAGAGGUCUCUUUGCGACUCCAUCUACCAAUCGCAUUAAACACCACCCCGCACAACUUGAUCCGUAUGACUCGCCGUCGACCCUGCGUAGGCUUUUUAGCCCCAGUACCCACCGCCAAGGGCUACCAGAACCUUCACCGUUAAAGGCCGCAAUUGGGCCUACUCCUCAGCGUGAUGGAAAAACAUUGGGUCUGUUCGAUAUGAUAUCCGAAUCCGGGGGCAGCAGUGCAACUCCUUCUGUCAAGAGGCAAACGGAUAAACUAGCAGCGGCGUUCCGCACUCCCUCCAAACGAAGACCUAUAGAGGCAAUCCCCGAGGCUCCGGAAGAAGAAUCACUGCAGGAAACGCCGAGGCUUGCGCGAACACCUGCAUCCGAGACUAAACAGUUCUAUCUUGCGAAUUUGUUCGCAACACCAACAACUAUGCGCUAUGCAGCCAUGGUGGAAGCACAGGAUGAUGCAGAUGCGCAACAGAUAGAUUUGCCGAACCUGACGUCAGAAAUCUCCCCGCAAGCGGCGUUGUCUGGGACACCGUCUUUCCUCCGUCGCUCGAAUCCCGGUCGAUAUCCAGCUUCUAGCGCGAACCCCGAUGACCCUGGCUUCAGCCCUGUCGCUUCGCGCAAAGUCCAGAAAUUCGCAAGCAAGGGACUAUCGCAUUUGGUGCAAGGUCUGCGAGACAUGGAAGAGGAGCGUAUGGAGGACGACUGGGAGGUGAUGCGCGAGAUGGAGGAAGCCGCUGAGGCCGAAGAAGCCGCCAGAAACCCAGUUGAGGAAGAUCAGGGUGCGGACAAAAACCGGAAGUACAAAAAGAAGGGUCAAAAACGAACAACCCGAAGAGUGGUUAUGAGGCCAGUUUUCCAUAAGCCGAAGCCCGAGUCUAACCCAGAUCCCCUGGCGGACGAGGACCUGGCAGAAGAUGAGGACGAGGUGGUGGCAGUCCCAGAGACGCAGCAGGCACCUGCUGUCACUGAUGGCUGGGACGAUGUCCCGAGUGAUAUUGAGAGGGCGGAAGAUGCCGCUUCGCAGCAUACUAUGUCAGAGCCUGACCUCGAUACCGAGGCAGAGUUUGACCCGGACUCGGAUGAUGACCCUGAGUUCGGAGAAGGGCCAAAGCCUGUUGCCAAACCGAAGACCUUCUCAGAGAGAAUCAAGGAAGCUGUGUCUUCUUCUGCUGCUGCGAAAACGAAGGAACAAGAGCCAUUGGGCAAGCCUCUGAAGAAGCCGGAGGGUUCCGAAGCAAAGAAGUCCCGUCCUCGGAAGAUCAAAGCCGAGGCUCAUGCGAAUUAUCGAUCGUUGAGUAUUAACAGAGGAGGUGCUUCGCGUGGUAGAGGAGGGCGCUUCCGGCGGAGGUGA